Schistocerca americana (American grasshopper) is the source of this 27034-nucleotide messenger RNA. RefSeq lists its product as uncharacterized. Bases 1 to 25047 code for a protein of 8348 amino acids. Gene Ontology annotation, biological process: regulation of transcription by RNA polymerase II. The transcript has 34 exons. The record is from RefSeq and is a predicted model, not a curated record. Gene Ontology annotation, molecular function: DNA-binding transcription activator activity, RNA polymerase II-specific; RNA polymerase II cis-regulatory region sequence-specific DNA binding. Gene Ontology annotation, cellular component: nucleus. NCBI's taxonomy places the organism in Eukaryota, Metazoa, Arthropoda, Insecta, Orthoptera, Acrididae.
AUGGAGCAGAAGGCGGCGGCGCCGUCGCCCGCCCCCACGGCCGGGGAGGCGGCGUCGCUGUCGCUGCCGGCGCUGUUACUGUCGUCGCCGCCGGCGCCCGCCUCCGGCCUGCUGCUGGACCUGUCGGCCCCCGGCGCCGCCCCUGGGCGCCGCGCGGCGCGCUCCCGCGGCAAGGCGCGGCCGUCGCGCUCGGUGCCGCCCCCCGCCGCCCCCGCCGCCGACCUCCGCCGGCGGCAGCCCGAGCCGGCGGGGGCGGGCGACGCCGCCCCCGUGGUGACGUCGGCGCGCGCCGACUCCUCCAGCGCCACCGACCUGCCGGAGAGCCCGCAGGCGUCCAGGGGCGCCGCCGAGGACGCCCCCGCCGCCCCCGCCGAGGCGGACAGCACGUCGGACCCGGCGACGGCGGCGGCGGCGGCGGACGAGUCGGAGGUGGGCGCCCUGCUGGAGGGCCUGGUGUCGGCCGUGGUGGCGCUGCAGCUGGGCGCCGAGCCGGCCGCAGACCGCUGCCUCGCGCGCGCCCUCUCCCAGCUGCACGUCGGCCCGCCGGAGGAGGAGGAGGAGGAGCGGGCGGCCACUGCGGCCGCGGCGCCUCCUCCGGAGGCGGCGUCGCCGAGUCCCGCCGACGGAAACCACCCCCCGGCCGCGCCGGCCGAACCUCCCCAGACCGCACCGGAGGCGGCGGGCGAUCCCGGCGGCGACUCGCCGGAGGCCGCCGAAGAUGGCGACGGAGGCGGCCGGAGGCAGCAGAGGGCGGCGGGGGUGUGCGCUGCCGUGCAGACGCCCACCUCGCUGCUCUCCGCCGACGCCUCCACGUCCGACGCGUGCCCCGACACAGAUAUCUUCAGACAACCUUUUGCGGCCCCCGAAGGUGUCCCAAACUUGUCGUUCAGAGCGGCAGAUUCUCUCCGUGGGGCCCAUUGCUUGGACAACGACUUAUCACAAAGUGACGCGGACGACCUACUGCUGCGGCCACCGUUCCGGCCGGCACCACGGACGGCCCCGCCGGAUGAUGCGGACCAGGUGGUGCCGGCGAGCCCCCGGCCGGCACGUGACGCCACGGUGCCAUUCUGCUACGGCGGGCGCCUUCCCGCCUCCAUCUACUACGCGACGGGGACUCGUGUGACGAGGCCGCAGUGCGUUGCCGGCCUGGUGCUGCCCGAUAUCCUAAACGACGUGGCGGGAGCUUCCCCGUCACCCCCGGCCCCGGACGCGGAAUCUGAGUCGGAACCGGACGUCGAGACUGACGCGGAAGCUCCGGAGCUGGGCGUGGGGCGUGACGUCGUCACGGGCAUUCUGUACGACAUUGUGAGACAGUCCACCAGUGGUCAGAGCUCGCACCAAUCACCGACACGAGACGACACGGCAAUGGAGGCGGAGGAACUCGCAGAGACAGAGGAGCGACCGACGGAACCGGAAGAUAGGACAACGGAUCCGGAAGAUCGGCCAGCGGAUCCGGAAGAUCGGCCAGCGGAUCCGGAAGAUCGGCCAGCGGAACCAGAAGAGCAGCCGACGGAACCGGAAGAGCGACCGUCGGAACCGGAGGAGGGACCUGCGGAGGCAGAGGAGGGACCUGCGGAGGCAGGACCAGUGGAGGCGGAGGCAGCGGCGGAGGGGGGACCGGUGGAGGCAGAAGCGGAGGACCUGGUGCCUCUCUCACCGUCAUUGGCAGCUGGUGCUGAGGGUGCAAGUGCAGUACCUGAGGAAGAGCCUGCCAGUGUAAUCCCGUCCGAGAAGGAAGAUCGGGAGCAAGAAACUAAGACUGAGACCGAGGAGGGAGCGGCACAGAAUAAUGCCGAGGAGAUUGUGCGAGGCGUGGCUGAAGAGGAUUCCGCAGGUGCGGAAGUUCCCGACGCCGUUCCCGAGGGAGAGAACGCGGCCUCGCGGUCGCCGAGGUCCCGCGAGGAAGCGGAUCGGUCCCCGCGCGACAGCCCGGUGGAGACGGCGGUGCCGACCUCUGCCGGCGAGGAAAGUACACUGACUGCUGAGAGCGGCGAGACGGGCGACCGGGGCGACAGCGAAAUGGACGUCCGCAAGGAGGGGGACAGCCUGCGCUGCAGCGUGCCACUCGAGAAGGUGCCGCAGUUCGACGCGGCUGCAGUGGUGCAGGCAGCAGACGCAGACAAGUCGGAGCUGAAAAAGUUCCAGUUCCGCAUGGAGCCGACGCACCGCACACCGAAGGGAUUCCUGUGCGAGGUGUGUUCGACGGUGUACAAGCGCUCGUUCAGCCUGAAGCGCCACUACCUGCGCUGCCACGUCAGCGUCUGCUACCUGUCGGAGCGCGACGUCGCGAACUGCGGCAUCGCCAACCCUUCCAAGGCCGGGGCACCGCUCUCCUACGCCAAGGCCCCGGGCAGUGUGGAGUGCCCCGGGAUGUACCGCUGCCACACGUGUGGCGACUGGUUCGACGACAGACUGACCGGCUUGCGGCCGCACCUGCUCGACCACCCACAGCCGACUGCUGCACCACCGACGGACGCAGGGAAGGGAACGAACCCCAAGCCGGAUACGAACGGAGCGUGCACAGGUGCGGAAGCGCAGGGAGACCUGUCGAGUGCGGCGACAGUCCCCAGUGGUGUGGAAGUCGCGGUUCAACCCAAAGUGGAGAUUGUACCCAGAUUUCUGUGUCUCUAUUGUGAUAAGAGGUUUGUAACGGGGCCGCUGUGCCGGCGCCACCAGAGGAGGGUGCACAUCGCCCGCGAGAACGCCGUCCGCCAGAAGCUGUCGGCGGCAGCUACGCCCGCCGCGUCCGAAGCGAACGCAAGUAAAGGAGCUGUCGCGAGUAAAGGUGCCGCCGCGGGUAAAGAACCCGUCGUGGGAAAGGAAGUCGCGACGAGUAAAGAAGUUCCCACGGGUAAAGAAGUCGCCGCGGGCGAGGCGAAACCCGGGGGCGCGGCGGAGGCCCCAGACGGGACUACCGCCCCGGCCGCGAAGAAGGAGGUCCGUCCCCGGCAGCCGCGCCCCCACCAGUGCCCGUACUGCGCCGGGGGCGGCACCGUCUUCAAGGAGCUGGCGGCACUGGUGAGGCACUACCGGAGGCGGCACGCGGACCGCUACCACGUGUGCGCACCCUGCGCCACGCGCUUCCCAACGCGAGACGAGUUGGAGGCACACGGCGUCGAGAAGCACGGCAGGAGGCCGCGCUCGUUCCGAGCAGAGGCCAGGGCUGCUGCCAAGGCCGUGUCCUCGAGUGCCGGGGACUCUGACUACCAGACGGCAGGUUCCUCGUCGUCGGCGCCGGGCGCCUCCUGCCAGAAGCAGAAGAAGAUCAAGAAGCUUCCCGUCUCCGUCUUCACCACUACCACCAGGUACGGCAGUGGAAGGUCGAUGACGGAACAGUCUUCGGCACGAGCUGUCGAGGUGGAACUGGCAUUCUUCAGCAGAGUGUCGGACAACAUCCGCUACAACCUGCUGCACCACCUGGACGGCAAGCUGGAAUGCUCGGCUGCUGACAGAGACGUCAAGUGUGUGAAGACGGCUGCCGACGAACGCCGGGAAUCCACUGCGGAUGUGGGCUCUGCCGGUGGCGAAGGGUGUCCGGAGUCUGCAAACUCGGGUGCAAAUACGGGAAAGAUCGACACUGCCGUGCUGGCGCUACCCACCGUUCGGAAAGCGCCGACCUCUUUCUACCUAUCACGGCUGGACAUCUCGACACAACUGGCGAUGGGGCGCAGCAUGGAGAGGCCACCCGCACCGUCGCCGCCGCGAUCGCCUUCUCCGGACGACGUGCCACUCGCGGGUCGGCUCGCACGGAGCCGUGCGGCACGCGAUCGCACCGCGGCCGAUGUCGACUUCCACGCGGGGCUCAAUCUCGUGCGGAAUGCUGCAGGGUGCAGUCUCUCUGUGGAACCCUUGGACAUUCGGACGGUAAACGAAGAUACUGCCUCUGUGGGUGAGACAGCUGCCCAUCCACUGUCCGCAUCCGCCCCUCCGACACCUACCGGAAAGGUGUGCGGGGGCGGCGACGUGCGGGUUCUGCGGCGGAGCGUCUCGGAACGGGUGGUGGCGGAAGAGGCGACGGCGUCGGCAGCUUCCCCGCUGUCGCCGGAGGACGGGCGCGGGCUGGUGCUGAGUGGGGAAUGGGUGCGGCCGCGCAGUUACGUCUGCAUCGCCUGCUCGCGCAUCUUCCCGGACCUCUGCGAGCUCGAGGAACACCACGUGGCAGCACACCCAAAUGUCAUCUGCACCCACUUCGAGCUGGAGGGGCAGAGUGAAGUGGUGGACGGACCGUCAUCGGCGGGCCUGACCGCGUACGACCUGUGCAGACGCCACCUCGGUGCACACUGCGCGUAUGACCUGAGGGUCAGCGGUGCGGGGCCCGACAAGCCGGAGGAGGGAGUGAGGACGAGAGCCGAUGCCCACAAAGAGGCAGCGGAGAAGAAGGGGACGAGUGCAGGCACACUGCCCGAGCCGCGCUGCACAAAGUGCGGCCGCACGAGCUUCUUUGCACAUCCGGAGUUCCACAGGCACAUCUUGGAGUGCGGCGGGGACACCAUGUGGCUUUCGAGUCCGGGUGGGACGGGAGCCAGUGGCGGAGGUAAUGGUGGGCGGAGACGACGCAAGUGGCGCACGUUCGGCAGCAGGAGGCGUCGCGGCGGAGGCGGGGCCGGCCGAGGCGGGUACCGGCGGAGUGCGCCUGCGACUCCCACGCAGUCGGGGGCGGGCGCGGGCCACCGCGGGAGCUCGCACUCUGGCAGCGGACGGCACUUCUUGAGCGGACACCACCAUCGCAACCGACACAACCGCCACCUACAACACCAGCACCACCGACACCUGCACCGCAAGGCUGGCGAUGGCGAUACGAUUCGUCGCAUGCUUGCCAACCUCCCCGCGAAGAGAUCCACUCGGAGGAUGAUACAAUUUGAUGACAUCAGGACGAGGACCCGUACCAACAUUUUGAUGCAAGCUCACCUGAAUCGCUACAAGCACCUGAACCGCCGCAUCGUGACCAACGCGUCGUGCUCGUACGGUCUGCGGGUCGGCAUCCAGACUCUGCCGUCAGUACCGUUGCCGUCACCACCGCCGCCGCAGCCUGCCGCGAAAGAAGAGCGGCGGCGACCUGCGAACGUGGCGAGAGGGCAGCAGCCUCCGGCGUCUGCCCCGUGGGAAGCGGCUCGGUCCGGGUCGCCCCUCGCGAGGAGCACGACGCCUGCCGGCCGGCGCAGCCGCAGCCUGCUACUGCAGGACGCUGGAGCGCCCGACAUCCACCGCCGUAGGAGCUCACUGCCACCUCCCGAGCGUCCGGAGACACCCAGCAGGAACACACGACAGGCACUGCAGAAAGCUAGCUCCGAGAAGGUGCCGCUACCGCUGUUGGACUCCAACCAGCAGGGGCCGACCACCAGGAACAGGAGUUUCCCGGGACCGCCACCUCUCCCUCCUCCGGCCGUCCCAGAACUGGUGACACCACAAACUGGCACGUCACGUCCACAGACUCCGAGGCCGAAAACACCCGUUUCAAAUGCCCAGCCCGUCACCACCCGGGCGCAGACGCCGAGGCCGGCGAGUCCCGUACAACUGCCAAAAUUGAGGACGCCCGUCAAGAUGUCGGCGCCGAAGUCCACACCCGCCGAUUCGGAAGUUCCGCGGGCACAGUCGCCGAGCCCUCGGCGUGGGAACCGACCGAAGUCGGCCCCGGUGCCGGACCCACGCCCACAGAAAUCGACCGCCGACUUGCCACACGUCCCGGUGCUGAGAUCCCGCGCGUCACGUCUCUCGCUCGAUUUGGGCCGACGAGAUGCUGCCGCACACUCUGUUGGGACGCCACCUUCUUCCCCUGCGAAGGUGAAAAAAGUGGUGCCUCCAAAAGGCAGAGCGGCUCCGGAGUCGGAGAGUGAGGAGGAGAACGAAACGAAGCUGCACCAGACGCGGAGCAGGGCAAAACAGCAGACUGGAGUACCCGAAUGCGGUUCUCACAGUACCGACAUCCUGCAAGCUGGAAAUAUGGUGUCUGCAACUAAGGGUACUGAGACGAUGACCAGAGGAAGUGUUGUAGAGACUGUAGAUCCAGAAAUCCAUAAGACUGACAAAAAGACUGAAUACGCAGCUUCUGACAGAGAUACUGAGCCUCUCGUGCAGGCAUCGAAGCAAAAGGUUCAGAAAGGGAAAUCAAAUAAGAAAGGACACGGUGAAUCGAAUGAUGUGCCACCUGUAAGUAGUGUGGUUGCACCUGCUGUUGUGAAGAGUGAAGAUGCAAAACCAACUAAGGGGAACAGGAACAGAAAUAGUGGCAGAGCAUCUGACAAUGUGACCGUCACAAAUAAGAAAGGCCAUGGCGAAUCGAACGAUGGCCUGCCUGCAAUUAGUGUGGUUGCACCUGACGUGAAGAGUGAAGACGUAAAAUCCACUAAGGGGAACAGGAGCAGAAGUAGUGGCAGAGCACCUGACAAUGUGACCCUCACAACUGAGGAAGGAGGAGCUGAUGUGAAGACUGUUCCCAAAGUGGAAUCUUCACCAAACAGGAAGAAGAGUAGGACUCCAUCCAAAGGCAAAGUAACUUCAACCACUGUCUCCACCAGCAAUAGUAGCAGAAAUAGUUCAGCUCCAGAAGGGUCAGAGUGUGACAGCGGCAACGUUAAAACUCGGCAAGGCGUGGAACUUGAGGCUUUGCAGUGCAUUAAAACUGAACCUGUGGACGAUGUGACAGUUGAAGAUCUCACUCGGCUCGUUACUGCCGAGAAGCAGUCGCCCGACAGGAAAGUUUCGAAGUCGAAGAAGCCUCUAGGGGAAACUAAAGUGGUGAAAUCUCUUGCAGAAUCUGUGUCGGAUGUCGAAGUGAGCUCACGCGUAAUCGCUCCUGCGACUAAACACGGCGGAAGCAGUCGGAAGAAGGAGUCCUCCCGACCAAAGUCACUGGUGUCGAAAAAAGAAAAUGUAAGUGUAUCGGAUACGGAAACUCGUGUGGCUGUUGUUGUCAAAUGUGUGAAGAAUAACUCAAAAUCCAAGAAACCUCAGUUACUCGAGAAGAUAGAGAACGCUAAAGUUGAUAUUCCAGCAGAGGUAGAAAGCUUACCUUCAGAAAAUAUUGUGCUGUCUGUAGACGAGGAUACUGUGAAUGACGAUGAUGACGCCGAUGCCGACGAUGACGAUGAUGAUAGUAGUGAAAGUGACGACGAUGACACCGAUAGCGAAGAUGACGACUCUGAGGAAGGGGAGGUUAUCGGUAGAACGAGAUCUGAAAGAAAUCCAGACGGUACGAGAAUGUUCACUGUCACUCACAGGCUUCGUGCAAUGCCUAUUAUUAGAUUCAAACCGAAGAGCAUCAAAAAGGUUUCUAAAAAGAAUGUGCAAGAAUCACCUGCAAAUCAGAAAGCUGAAGCGGUUCAGUCCAGUACUCCGACACGCAAAACUCCUGACACUCCAGCAUCUGGAAAGGCGAGUGGGGCGAAGAAAGUAAAAAGCAAAGUGAAAACACCAUCAGCAGAAGGACCCGGGGUGAGUGAAAUUUCAGGAAAUAGCGACUCUGUAGGCUGUCAGGAGGGCAGUGAACCUGCAGCUUCUGGCGGAGACGCGCCGGCACCUCCGGCAGGUGCAAAAUCUCCUCCCAAAAAGCGUAAGAGCACUCCGAAGACAAAAUUUGCAAAAGAAGUGGAAACAAAAGGUAACACAGUUGGAGAAGCGGAUGUGGACCUUACUCCCACGAAGAGACGGGAGCCAGAAAUAUUGGACGGUGAUGUAGUGCCUGACGAUCUCACCAGAUAUGAGCCUAUCGUUCUUUCCGAAAGUGAACGUGAACAUCAUCUGGGAGGAAAAGGAGAGACAGAACAAAAGUUAUCGAAGAUCAGUGACAGGACGAGGCAGAAAAUAGGACGUCUGAGUAAAGGUGACAGUCCAGAAGGCAGUACGGAUUGGAGACUAUCUGUUGACUCAGUAAGUAUUUUGUUACCUGAAAUGGACAGUAAUGCCGAUUUGAAAGUUUUGGAAAGUAAAAACCAAAAAACGCUACUCGAUAGUAGUGUGCCUACGACAUUAGGUGAAGUUUCUGUAACUGCAGAAAGUAGUGUGACAACUCCAAAACUGAAGGGUGUGAAGUUGUCAAAGAAGAAGAAGGCAGGGCGACAGAAGAGUCUUCUGGAUAGCCCGGUUGUUGCAACUGCAGAGCUCGGCAGUCAAUCAGUUUUGCUACCGUACCCUCUGGAUAGCGCAGCUGGUGACAGCGAAAGAAAAGAGAAAGAUGAGGUGAUCACCGAUGCCAUUGUUAAAGCCUCCCCGACAGAGUCAAAAGCUCUGAACCAAAAAAAGACUACCUCUGUGACAAAUUCUCCCAUAAAACGGGAUCCACUAAAAACCACUCUAGAGAGUAUCGAUGGUGACGAAAAAUCUACUUCGAUAUUUUGCGACACUGUUCAGAAAGCUCUGACAGCCGAGGUGAAAAUUGUGCAACGGAAGAGGACUUCAUCUCUUACAGAUCUCACUGCAGAAAUUGAUACACCAUUAUCUGCUACAGGUGGUGUCGUAGAGUGUAACGUAACUGAAACUGGCCAUAAAGAAAUCUCGGAGAACAACAGAAAGAAGCAGCAGAACAAGACCAAAACAAAACAGAAACGGAGUGCAUCUGCUACUGCUGUUGUUGAGAAACUGGAACCUCGCACAUCCACCUCUGUCAGUGUGGAGCGAGUUGUCACAGUGGCAGACGUGACGGAUUUGAUUGCUGACGGUAGUGGUAAGUCCCCGAGCAAGUCAAAAUUGAAACGCAGGAGAGCUGCCUCUGCCUCAAAAGCCUCGGAAUCACAAACCGCACCGACAGACGAUACGGUGAAAGUGGUAGACGGUUCAGUCGGUGCGAUAGCUAAAAGCUUGCCAGAUACCUUGAAGACUUCCAAACAGAAGAAAACCUCUUCCACUGAAAAUUUGACUGAGAGAUCUGACACUGGUGCACCUGUUGUCAGUGAUUUACUAGAACAAAAUGCACAGAUUUUCCCAGGAAGUCCAGCUGUUGAUUUCAGUGAGAAAAUAGUCCCGAGUAAGCCAAAAACUUCUAAACGGAAAAGGAACUCUUCCGUUACAAAGCCUGUCCCGACAUCAAAAUUAGUGGCGGAUGCUAUCGACAGUGAGGUAAUACAUUCCGAGAAGGAAGAUACGACAGAACAUUCCACAAAUGAAAGGACACCGAAUGGAAUUGACUCUGUUAAGGAAGAUGUGGGGACACUGCCAGAAAAUUCUGGGCACAAAUCUGCCUCCGUUAAGAUGUCUGCAACAUCUGACUCGAUGCCAUCUCUUGCGGACAGUGGAAAGGAAAACACAGAUGUGACAGGAGAAGCUAUAAAUAUUUCUGCAAAAUCGAUGCCGAGUACUUCUAAAAAGAGGAGAAAUGCAUCCGGUGCUAGAAAGUCCAGGAGAUCUACUUCUGCAGAGGUGCCCGUACCAGAGUGUGGUGCCACAGUGGCCGAUGCGGCAAUGUGUGCCGAUACUGAAAAUGAGGAACUUCUCGAACCUCGGGCACGGUCGUCAGAAGUCAGUGUCUCCGAUAGUGAGAGUGGCGUGAAAGAGCACGGGAAGUUGGAGGUGAGCACUGUAACCACAGUGAUCCCCAAUGGGAGCCCUGUUUCUGCAGACGAGGUGCACUCCGAGAAGGGCCUCAUCUUGGCCGCCAUGAAGGUUGCAAUGAUGGGUGCAGAGGUUCGACCGUCUGCGACAGUUGACGAUAGUGAGAACGUGCACGGGAGUUCGGGCGGCGGGAAAACUGCACGAACCGGCACCGGCCGGGGUACGACUCGGUCUGAGGCUGACGGGAGGAACCUCUGCGACGAUCGGCGGAAGGUCUGCCGGCAGUGCGGUCGCGACUUCACCUCUAAUUCCUCUUUCUGGAAACACAUCCAACGGCACUGCACGAGCCCGUGCCGGGUGACUCUGGCACCCGUCUCGUGUUCUGAUGUAGGAGGGCCCCUACAGGUCGAGAGCGGCCGUACUGGCAGAGUAAACGACGUAAGCAAUUCGGCGGAGGAAGUCCGAAUCGCUGUCGGAGACUCCGGUGUCGGGAUUUGCACCGCAGUUGCCGACAUUGCGAAAGACUGUGAAGGUAUGGCAGAAGUAAAAAAUACUGAAGACGGAAAGGUUAGCAGUUCUGGUGACAGUGGUCUAGACGGAGAAGAUGCCAAUAUUUUUGUGCCAGAAAGUGUCGAUGUAUCGGAGGUGAAUUCUACGAGUGUAACGACAGAAGGGGAACAGGUUGAGAGUACGCACGUGAAGGAAGUAAACGACGAGGCCCCGGAAACCUACGAGGUUAGCGCCGAGCGUCCGGAUAGCAGAGUUUCGGAGGAUGCCGACGAGAUGCCUCUCGCCCGACUUCUCACCGGUGAACGCGUAGUGUCUCCUGAAGUGUGUAAUUUACAAGAAAAUGAAGGAAAAUCAGAUUACCGGCCGUGCAGUGUGACAUCGGAGGAUGCGGAGAAGGCACUGAGUGUAGCUUACAGAGUGGAAGCCGGAGGUAGAAUUUGCUUGACAAUUUCUUCCAGUGCAAUUACCAGUAAAACGUCGGGUGACACAGUUAGGUCCGUUGCCACCGACGUGACGGUAGACGUUUCACAGGGAGUGCCCUCUGACGAGUCACUGUCAUCCUCCGAAGAUAAGGACAGUGGCACCAAGGUGCCAGGCUCGACAGAAGAAAGUGAAACGGUAGAAGAGAGUAGUGAACAGGAUUUGACCAAUACGUCAAAGUCGGACGGUGUCAGUGACUUCAAUGGAGCGAUAACACGAGCAGAAAUCGGCGAAGAGGAUUUGUCCGGGAGACCAAAGGUGGGCAGUGUCGAUGACUCUGACGGAGUGGUAAAACGCGAAGAUGAUUUGCCCGGUAGUUCAAAGCGGGAUAGUGUCAGUGACAGUGUGGUAACACAGUCAGUUUCAUCUGCAACGAGUGUAGUAGCUUCGGAGGGGGACAGGUGGAGAAGUUUGGCAGAUGUGACGGAGGCAGCUCUGGGUCGGACUGAACGUGAAGAGGUGGAGGCUGCAGACGGCUCAGUGGAAAAGGCAGCAGAUGAAGAACCACCACCAGAUGGAAACGUCAGUUCUGACUGUUUUAAGGAUGCCGACAGGGACAACAGCAAUCUCGAUCCCGUCAUCGAAUCGCCAGAACAGACAGCAGUGGCCUCACCUAAAAGGAAAAACAAAAAACAGGAGCGUCAGCAUUGGGCUGCGGCGAGUAUCUCUCUGCAGACAAAUUCCAAUGCACCGGCCGUCACUGCAGAUCCUCAACCAUUAAAAAAGUCGAGCAAGAAAAGUGUGAAUGGCAGGGAGGCAGAACAUGCCAGACAGGCUAGUCAGGGCUUGGAGGGGUCGGGUUCGGGCACCUCCGAGGGGGAAGAAGACGUGCCUCUGUCCUCACUGCUCAGGACUGUAAAGGAGUCUCGGAAGGUCGGCUAUGAAGAGCCAACUGAGGUGCGUCAAGAAAAUGUGGAAGACCAGCUGAAUGUCAGUAUGGUGGUCAGCUGUACUCCCGAUGUCACUCGAGGGAGGUCGCCGCGAUCAGGGGGGGAGUGUGCUGCAGCUGCCGAGGAGGCGUGUCACACUUCCAGUCUGACCGAAGUGGAAAAGCCUACGUUUGAAAAGUGUGCCACAGAAUCUGGGGGAAUAACAGUGGACUCGGCAGAGGACAAUGAGGAGGUUGCGACUGUCUGUAGUGUCGAGAAAAGCUCGAAAGAAGUUGUGGACGUAGUAUCCACUGACAUCAUUCCGGACUUUCAAAUACCCUCAGAGGCUAAUGAAGUGUAUUGCACAUCCUCGGAAUCCUCAUCGAGCAAAAGGAAGAGGGCUUCUGAAGAGGACAAAGAUGAUUGUUUGAUUACUGAUACUGUUGCUGCUGCUGUUUAUACUGUAGUGGGAGGCGAAGCCAACUCAGUUGCAGAUGUUCAACCCUUUAAGGUGGCGAGAAAAGAUGUUCCGAUCGAUAGUACCUGUCCGGAGGACGAGAAUGCGGAAUCGUCAAUAUUAGUGAAUGAGAAUGCUCAACUCGGAUUGGCAGGAAAUGUGGAGCGACCUGCAUCUUACGACGGUUCGAGCGAGUUCGAAGAGGGGACCUGUAUCGAGGUGUCUGCUGCAGUUCGUCUGUCGGACGAAGUGACAUCACAACGUGUGGACACACCUGAAGUCGGUGCAGAGUAUGCGAAUGUGCCGGAAGUAACCACCGAACUGGCCCGUACUAGUCUCGCACGGGUAACUGCAGAGCAAAACUCUGGCGAAGUUGCAGUUUUGUCACACGGCAGCUUCGAAUGUGCAGAGCCGGCAGACACCCUUCAAAUUUCGGAUGAUCAGAGUGUUGUCGAUCUUACUCCUGAGGAAAUUCAGAAUUUACUGCCUCCCUUGCACACCAGUCCUAAAAUGGACUCUGUCAAGUUUGGCAACACGCCUCUAGAUAGUGAAGAUUUGACUGCCUGCUUUAACGCCCCGUCAGAAACUCUGCCUGACCCGGAAUUUCUUUUUGCGGACUUACCGGUGCCCGUACAUUCGUCGAACACGUGUGACGGUAGUGUGCAGCCAGAGGUAAAUGUUGACGGAGUCCCAACUGUAGACGGACCCGAAGCGGCGGCGCAGCUGCCAAUUACAGACAGACUGCAGCCAGAUUUCUCAAUCAGUAUUCCCGAGUGCGGAGACACGUCAGUGGGCAGUGGAGAGGAAAAUGCAGAGGACAUUUUAAUAGGUGGCUUACUGCCACACGGUGAGGAGGAAGCAUCAGAGGUUAACGUAAAUAUAGCUGGAGGUCUGUCUGUGAAGGAAGUUGAGCCACCGGCAAAAGGUGAAGGGCAGUACGGUGACGAAGAGGAGAGGACAUCAGAGAAAAAUGACGAGCAGUUUGUAUACCACUCGGAGUGUGCAGCCGUCGAAGGUACUUCCCACGAGAGCUGUCCCGACGUUUUGGACAGAGGAGGAGAUGAGAUUUAUGAGGAUGAGAAAAGAGGAGAGGAGGAAGGAGUAGCAGUCAAUAAGGUGAUGAGCAGUAGAGGAGAGCAAAUAUCUCAGUUACAAGAACAGUUGCCAGCAGCAGAACAGCUAAAGGACAGUUGUAUAGAUGUUACUCUCAAUGAUUCAGUGGCACUGGUUAAUGUUACAAAACGAGAAAAGAUUGUCACGACGUGCUCUGCAGAGCUGGACAUUUCUGGCCCAAGGGACUACCGAGAGCAAGUUUUCCGGACCAGUUCUGACAGUGAUAAAAGUCCCGAUAAAUUGCAGCAGGAAGAGAAAGCUGUAAAGCUGUCUCAACGUCGGAAGCAACGCAAGCGGAGGAACAGUGCCAGGGAGAAACUGUUCGCUACAACUGACAGCAACGAGGCUCCGAGUGAUGGUGGCAGUACGGACGGAAAUAUGUUUUCAAAAGUAGGAGUCGCAUCUGGACCCGCCAGUUCUCCUGUGGUACAGUCCAGAGUGAUGGGACAGUCUGACGGUGACUCCUGUGGACAUCCAUUCACUGAAAAAUUGGGAGAAACUACCGAUGAAGUGGGAGUCCUCUGUCCUACACUGUCUGAUGCGACAAGAGGUGCACUGGAGAAAGACACAAAAACAUUCUGUGUGGAGAACUUUCCUAUAGGAAAUCCAGAUUGGGGCUACGAGAACAUACUAAUGAAGGAACCUCCGUUUAGUGACCCGGCAGAUGCCUUUGUAGGAAAGCCUGAGGUUGCGAAUCCUCGGGUCGACGUUGUGAAUCGGGAUGUGGCGCCUCUUGCUGAUGGCCCCAUUACUAAGGAGUUUGAUACCUGCAAACUAUUGGUGGGUGUGGAGAUGUUACCUGACAGUGUUAGAGAUUAUAGUGAAGGGAGUCAUACAGACGAGAAAAAUAGAGAAAAUAAAGAUGACACACAGCUGUCACCGCAACCAGUUGUUGAGGCAUUUGACAAACUACUCGGGGCAGAGGAGAGUGAUUUGCCAGAGAUUCAGAAGUUAGUCACCGAAAGAGAUGACAAAACGAUAACUGCAGUAAGUCCAUUAGCUCCUUUUGACAGUAAGGCUGUUAACUUACAUCCUGAACACACAACUGUUGCUCGAGAGGGAACAGAUGUUAGUUCUGACAACAGAGUGGGAGACAUUGCCGAGAUUUGGACGCGAGAUGCUGCCGUGCCGGGAAAAGUGGCGGCCUUGGGGAAAGGUGGAUGUUCGUUCGAAGUCGAGUGCAGCACUAAAAUUUGGGAGAAUGGAGAUCUGCGGCCAAUUUGUAAGCAGGUGUCAGGGGAAGUCGAAAUCGAUGUCGGUCGUGGGACCCCGGCACCUCCUAGCAGUCCAUACGGUGUAGCGAGUCUGGAGCUCGGAGAGGAGAAUGUUCGGCAUCUGCAGAAUACCGAAGCUCCUAAUAUGUUCGAGCAGAGAGGGGAUGACAAUAUAUUGGGAAAGAUUGCCGAAGAAGCAUUGCAGACAGAUAGUCACGGAGCUGCAUUGACCGAAUGUGAGACCGUCUUUUGUGAGCAGAGUGAAAGGCAAAACGAGGACGCAGAUUUCAAAUUGAGUGACGAGGCACGGGAGCUACAGGACCGAGAGCAGUCAAUUCUCACAACUGACGACACACUCGGAGCCUUUUCCAAGCUUUACGAGGUGCCAGGCGAGAGUAGCGACUUCGCAGCAGACACUCGGUUCGCGAAGGUGACGAACGAAGUAUCCGAUACGAGUGAGCUCUCGCCGUCGAUAGUACGCUCUGCGACUGGAGAGAUACUUCCAACUGAGGAGUUCGUGAGAAAGGAAUCGGAUCCUGUCACUGAUGAGAGGUCACUAAAGGGGAAGCGCAAGAAGAGAAACAGAGAGAGGAGCAGAGUGUUGGUGGCUGCGGAGAGCGCAGACAGCACAGUUGCAAUAAAGGGAGACGAUUCUUCCCAUAUCUUAGAAAGGGACGAUUAUUCGGUGACCCCAGAAAUCGAUCUGCCUGUAAUGAGAGGCACGUUUGCCACAGAAACAAGUCUGGCCAAAUGUGAAGGAGGUCAAGAAAAUAUACGGCAGGAAGUAGAUACCACUGCAGAGUGUGUAGUUGGAAAUACAUGCCUGCCAGAGACAGUGUCAAAAUCUGAGGGGAUCCCAGAGAUACUGGAUGUUAUACCUAAUAUUUCAGUGCAUGGGAAUGUCAGAAGAGUACAGAGUCCUAGCUCAGAGCUGGAGAUUCAGAACUUCUCAAAGCAGACAAAAGAUGGGAAAGGAAGCAAAACCAAACGUGAGUGCAGCAAAGAGGAAUUCAUUUUGCAGCCGACAGUGGAGAUAGAGGGUACAGAAACAGAUGAACUGUCCACGGAACGUAUAGGAAGAAGUGAGGAUGACCAAGUAAUACCUGCUCAUUCUCAGAAUUCGAAUGUAGAAGUUGUCGAUGAAGGGGUACCGUCCACUAUCGGUGAAGAGGAUGCGGCAGGGCGAGUGACUGCUAUAUUGCAGAUGGAAGACGAUGAAAGUAAUGAUACUGUGAAUGAGAAAGAGAUUAAAGUGCUCGAGGGGAGCCAGCAUCUAGAGGAGGAGGAAAAGGUGUGCGAGGUCGGAAUACUACCACCACUGGUAGAAUCUGGUCACAGUGGCACAGAAUCUGGUCGCAGUGGCCUGUGCCACGUCAAGGAUGCCGUAGAGGAGAUGCGAGUUCCAGAAGUGAAGACAGACACAGAGUUUGCUGUAACGAAUCUCAGUUCUACAGUGUCAGAAAUUUUGGAUGAUGGUGAAAUCACUCGUUCCAAACUGCAGGAAUCUCAGCAGCCUACCGUCAAAGUGUCUCUGUAUUUCAGUGGCUCAGGGGCAGACAGCAGAAAAUUAGCGGUCGGCAGUGUGGAAGAGAACGUCGCAGUCGAGCCGACGAAUGACCCUACGGUUGAGCUCUCCAAGCUAGACGAAAUGCUCAACAGAAUAGUACUACCCACAGUGCCGACAAAGGAAGUGCCCACUGAAAUGGAUCAGGCCAGAUGCAGUUUGGACAGUUUGCUCAGAAUCGUUACAGACGGAGAUUCGCAUACUGACGAAAAGGCCGGAAAACGGGAGCAGGGCGAUAUGCUGGCAGAUGCGUGUCCGGCAACGGGAGAGAGUACCGUGCUGCGAGGGGACAUCGGAAAAGGACUCACGUCGACACACGUACUCGGCCACGUGGUCGGAUCUGAGGAGGAGGAUGACAGAGUUGCGGAGCUCGAAGUGCGUCCUGCCGAACCCGUCGAAGUUGAACAGAAUCGUACUCGUUUAGGAGACAAUGACGAAGACGAAAAAACUGCUCUCAGUGGGCUGCUCCUUUCGUUGGCAUCACCUGAGAAAUUCUCAGAAUUUCGUGUCGAUGCUGUGGAGAGGAGGCACCGUCACCGCCACCACCACCGGGAGAAAAAAAGUGGCAAGGAGUCAAAAGAUGACAGGGUAGAAAAUGUGUCGGAAGUAGAGGACUCCGACAGGUUACAAGCAGAGAUAUUACAGAGGUUGACCAGUGCUAGAAACCAUCACAGGAGUGGCAAAAAGAACCACCACAAGCACGACAAAUACAGAACACAACACGAGGCUCGAGAGUGGUCAGUUCCCGCAAAGCCGGAUCACUCGGAAAGUCAGUGUACUCCCGAGUCUGAUAAAAGAAAUGACUUCCACAUUCCCAAAAUCAAAUCCUACAGGAGUAAUCACGGACCGAGCACACCACCUGGGGAACCUUCCUGUGAAGCGUUUAGUCCGGUACAGUCAGAGUUUGAUGCUCCUAGGGCUGAAGGACCACGGGAGGCACUCGGUGACACUAAGGAUGCCGAGACUGAAAACAGUCCUACUGCAUUUGCACCGUCCACCCUCGAAUUGCCGAAUAGGGGAAACAAGAAGACUAUUCCCAUUCCGAGGAAGAAGGAAAACCGUAAACACCACUCGGAGUCACCCACAGACGAAGUACUCUCAGAUUCUUGUAGUAAAUACGAUAUAGUUAAUCCUAGACUGAAAGAACACAGGGCAGACGAGGGGGACACCUUUCUGGAAGAGUACGUGUACAAAUCGUCUACCAGGAUGCACAGCCUCAGUUCCUUUGGCAGAGGAGAUCUGUUCAACCAGUCGAGGAAAGAAUACCGGAGGGAACACGGGAAGGCCCCGAGAGAUGAAGGCACGCCUUUGGCAGAAGAUGUGGGAGCUUCGGUCACUUGCAGCACCAGACAGGAAAAUGGAAAAGGCCAGAGAAGAAGUCCCGUACAAAAUUAUCGACACGAAACUGUCCACCCGUUGCAACUUCUUUUGGAUGCUGCUAGUAGGGCUGACGAAAAUGGCUUUCUCAGUUCUUGUGACAGAAUCUCCGGCACAGACCCAAAUUCUCCGAGUUACCUAGACACUAAUUUGGACAAGAGGAAGUGCCAGGAUGGCGAUUUUACUAAUUCGGAGAUCGAUUCGAUCGGCACGAGCGGUAACCUCGGGACUGUGAGAAACCCCGACAGCCCUGUACGUGUUGAUUUAUACUCCACAGAGCAGCAGAAAAAAUCUUACAGUGACGCUCUGGGCUUCCCGUCAAGAGUCAACGGACGGAGAGAUACUCACAAGCAUUCAAAGAAAUCGCACAGAAAAGACAGGCUGAAGGACCACACGUCGAAAGUUGUAGACGGUAUCAGAAAUAAAUUUGACAAAAAAGAAAGUCGCCGUGAGGAAAACAGUGUACGCAUCUCUGCAAAGUACGGCCCUUCGACUGAUAUCGUAAGCGCAAUUUCGAGAUCCACAGUUAAUCGUCUCGACGAUCGAGUGGCAGGUGACGUCGAAGGUUUAAAUCACAAAUUUUCUCCGCGGUACGAGUUCCGAGACGACGAUUCUGUCAGGCAAACUAAAAAAGAAUUUGACACCACCUUUCCGUGUAGUAUUCCAGCAGAUACAUCCAGAACCCAAAUUGGAAAGAAUUACCAGAAUCUCGAUAUGCAGUCAAAGGGUGCAGCUCGAGAAUAUCCGAACGGAGAUAACAACGUAUCGUCGGUUCCCGACGAGGUACGGAGUCCACCACGGAAACGCCACCGUGACGAAACUCAGACGGCAGUCAGCAAGAAGCACUCCGUAUGCGAUGAUAAAUCCGAAUACGUGUCUCGUGAGCGUGUGGAAGUGGCAGAGGCUCACGGGGCAUCUAAAAGAUCCCACCGGGUCGAGAAGAGUUUCAGAGAGCACCACCGGCAUCACAAAAAGCACAAGUGUGCUGCAGAACGAGGAACCCACAAUCAGAGCCCGACUUCACUGAAAGGUCACAGGAGGGAACACCACAAACACCACCGGCACCGCCACCGCCACCACCACCGCCACCACAGGAAAGAGGGAGAGACGGUCGAGCCGAACAGUGUGGUAGCUAACAGUGCCGAAUCUGAAGACCCGUCAAAUAAAUACGACAGACGGCAGGAAGUAGAUACCACUGUCGAAGAAAUACGUACGGUACAAUCCGAAGAGCGAGUGGAACAGAUCGACGUAGGUGGAGCACCUGCGGAAAAGUGUGACCGGCAAGUGACGGUAGACACUAUUUUGUCAGACAGUGGAGUUGUGUCCAUCCCCGUCGAGAUACUAGUCUCGGGUGACGACGCCGACAGUAGCCCGAGGCGCCACGAAGAAAAACGUGUCCGCGAAGAACUAGAGGACAUGUUGCAGGUUCUGGAAGGUAGUGCCCGUAAAGGAGACCGCCGAGAAACUGCCGAAGCUGUAACUUCGGAGCAGGUUGCGGGGUUCGGUGGAGAGUUCGGAAUAUUUCCCCUCGGAGAUUCGGCGGGUCAGCAGGACGUUACGGGAUCGGGAGAACCCGUCGGGAUCGGUGCCGGUCUAGCGUUAGCCUCGCCUCCGCCACCAUUGCUACAGCGACAGCUACAGCAGACUUCCAGUGCCGGCGAGCUGACGGAGGACGAGAUCAUCGAAAUCCUCUCUGAAGUGGAAGGGAACAAUACGGUAAGGGAACCGUCACCACUGGUCACUCCGAAGAAAGACUUCCCCAGGAAGCAGCUGUCGGAGAUCGAGCAGGUACGGCCGUCAGUCGAGCCGCGAGUGCCGCCAGAGGUCCUGUCGGAUGCCGAAGACGAUCUCCCACUGUCACUGUCGGUGUGCCUUGGCAGCUUACCGCAGACGACUCCCGCUGUGGACGGAGACGUUCCCGUCGCCCGUUUCGGACCGGCCACUCCGACAGGCCCCCCCGUGCUACAGCCGUGCACUGUAGACGGACUGAACGGUGAACAGGUGUUGCCUCUGCUGCCUGCAGAACCGGCACCGACACCGCCUCGGCCUGACGUUAGAGGAGAAGACUGCAAUUUAGACGAGAAACUGGGUCCGCCGACACUGGAUUUGAUAGCUGCACCUCGUUCCGAGGAGGUGGUGCCUGUUAAAGAGGAGGAACCUUUCAGUGAAAUACCCGUGUUGUCUCCGGCACCGGCUGUGACAGAGAAGGAAAUACUGGAUAUCGACAGGAAGAAUAAACACGAGAAGAGAUCGAGGCGACACUCGGAGUGUGGCGAAAAGCAGAAGCACGUCGUGCCACCCAUCUCGAUAAAGAUUACGUUACCGAUCGCCGAUAUUGCCGAUCCCCCCGCCGGUGCAGUUAAAUCGCAGAAGAAAAAGGAACGUAAAAAGCACAAGAAGAAGGAAAACGUGCUUCAAAAUUUUGCUUCGGAUAAUGCUACCCGUGUUUGCGAAAUGCCUGAGGUGAUUGAAGAGUCUGGUGAAUUAAUUCAGAAGGUCGAGGUGACAGAAGACACUGUAGAGGAGAUGCCACCUGUACGCCUACCGGAGGUGCUAGACGUGGCGUGCACCGACUCUCGAGUCCUCGGUAGUGACGAACGUUUCGAUCGGAGCGGAGAGACCGUGUGUGAUUCGACUGCAGCAGCAGGGGAAGGUGAAACUGUCGCAGAGACUGCACGUGUCGAACCCCGAUCGGAACCGGAUGCAGAGACAGAUCGCCAGGAGACUACAAAGUCUCCUAAGAAGAAGCAGUCCAAGAGCCCCCAGAAGCGCAGGAAAGACGCGCGUGCCGCACAGAACACGGAAGAUGCGGACGAGGCUCUGGCACGCACCAUAUCUGCCCCUAGGCCUCGCCGACUGGCGAAAGAGGUCGCUUUGAAGGAAGUGCGCAACCACUUCCUGAUAGACGGACAAUUGGAAGCUCUAAUAGGAGCCAAUGUUGAGGACGAGUUGUCGUUGCUUGCCGUCGACAGUGCACUUUUUGGAGUUACCGACCGACCUGAACCGUCUGGGGACAAGAACAAGCAGGAUAAGACCGGUUCCGGGCAAGGGGAUGCAGAAGCCGGCGCACCUGCGAAAGCCGUACGUCCCGCCGUCGCUCCGACUGAGAGUGUUGCAGCCGACAGGCGCAAUCCCACAGCUACCCGCACUGUAUCGUCGUCGGUCACCGAUCAGCGCGGGAGGAGGAAAGCCAGGGCUGACAUCUUGAAGACGAAUCGUGUUACCGAAGGUGAGGACACAAAAAGCAGUAACAGAGAAAUGGUCGGCCGAGAUGUCAAAUCGGAGAAGGCGACAGGCGAGUUGACGGGGGAUGAGAUAAGUGAGCUGCAAAAGGUGACGGACGGAGCCGAAGAGCAGUUGCCUUCUACACCUCUGAAGCGAGCCUGCAGUUCUCGCGGAAAGAGCCCCGAACCGAAGAAGAAGGUGAGGAGAGUCAAGGCAAAAUCUGGAGUCGUGCCGAUCACUAAGUCGGAGAUUCUGCCGAGUGCACGAGAUGUAGUGCCUGCUGUGAAAACUGUCAAAGCAGAAACGCAGGCAGCAGUUCCGAAUGCAGACAAACCGAAGAUAUCUCUCGGAGACAAAAAGGUUGAGGAUAAUUGUGAGACAGAGUACAAGGUGACACCGGAGGUGACGAACAAAGUGUACGUAUCCCCCAAAGGAUCCCCCACGUCCCCGACCCUCCCGAAAGUGCCGCAUACAGACGACAGGAGUUUCCGCUCGUUAACUGUGAGGGAGAAGCGAUCGACUCGCUGCAACCUGUCGUACGAGGAGAUGUACACGUCUUCCGACGUGACGAGCGAGACGGACAAUAGUCAGGAGCUUCCUGCGGAGGCGGGAACCAGCCGUGUGCCGGGUAGCGGCCAGGCAGCGCUGCCGUUCCCGCCGAGAGCGAGCAGUGAUGACAGUGACGAGUCGGAUGACAGCGACGGUGACGACAAGCAGAGGAAGCGGAAGGGAUCCAAGAAGAAGGUGACCACACCGGAAGCUGGCACUUCUGUUUCAGGGGUGCCGAAGCGACGGAGCAGUACCGGAUCGUCGAAGUUCUACUGCGCGGCCUGCGACCGGCACUUCACGACGGCUUACAAUUUGGCAAAGCACGCCCGCUCGAACAGGCACGUCGCACGUGCCAUGGCGCGCCUGCCGAUGGUGGGUGUGGAGCAGAACCCGGGGCCGAGUGGAGGCGGGAAGCCGCAGACCGGGGCUACGCCCCCGCGUUCGGAGGCGGAGUCGGACGGGCGGCCGCAGGUCGCGGCGUCCGGAGUCGUAGUGGGAGGAGGAGCGGCGCGGCCGGCACCGACUGCGGAACGACCACCCGCGGCGGCGAAUGCCACGUCUGCAGACAGCUCACUCGCAGACGUCGCGGAGGAGUCCGAGGGGGAAAUCCUCCGCAACCAGGAAUCCGGAUGGGAGCGCCGCGUGUCGAUCCAUAUGAGCCUGUGCGAGAUCCUGCGAGCCAAGGGCGACGACGCCGUCAAGGACCCGGCCACGCCCCUCGCAGACUCCGCACCGGCGACGGAAAUCACGACCUCGGGCGCCGCCCGCGCGGACAGCGUGGCGAGCUCUGCGGACGACCCGCCGCUCAGCACCAGUGACGAUACCACUGCGUCUUUCAAGGUGCGCGACGCGGAGGCGGUUCCUUCGGACACGGGAUCGGUGUGGCCGUCGCCCGCCACCACGACCGGGACCGGAGGCGGUGAGGACAGUCCGGCGCCCCCGGCGGUGCCUCCCGUGACGCAGCCCCCGGCGGCGGCGGCGGACGGCCCCGUUUCGUGGCACCCGCCGGACUGGCCGCAGGCCGUCGCCUGGGGCCAGAGGGGCUACGACUCCCCCGCAACGACAGUGCCGCCACCGGCGGGGCCGUGGCCGGACGCGGACUCCGCUCCGUGGGCGUCGGUGACUCCUCCGCUGCCGCACCAGCCGACGGAGCAGCAGGGCUGCUGGGAGAGGGGAGCAGAGGUGGCGUGGGGCGGAGCUGCCGCCCGGGACGCGUGGGGGCGGCCGCUGCAGCCCGCCUGGGAGCGCGAGAGUGGCACCGGCCUCGACUCGUUCAUGGACUCCUUCAGCCAGUCGCUGCAGAUCCUGGGCAGCCGUAACGCGGACGACGCGGCGGGUGUCGGCGCAGACGCGGGCACUGUGCCCCCGGACGCCUCCACUGUCGCACUGCCGUACCCCGUGGCCGACCCCGCGGGGUUGCGGGAGCUGCAGAACGCGAUGGGUGCCACGGACGAGGAGAUGGCCAUUCUGCAGCAGCUGGGUGGAGCGGGGCCCAUUUGGGUGCCCAUCAAGGCCGAGGCGUCAGCUUCAGUGUCCGCGCCCGAGGAAGAGGAAGAGGAGGAGGAGGCGGACAUCGUGGACCUGGACCACCAACGGACCGCCCCGGAGGCUUCAGCCGCAGACGUCACCCGCAGAGGCGGCGACAGUGCGGCCGUGCCGGCGGGGCCGGGCGGCGAGGCACCGGCGGGCAUCGAGAAGGCCGUCCCGGAGACUUCCGCCCGGCGCACUGGGGCCGGAGGUGCCGCGCCCGUGGCACAUGUCGUCGGCUCUGUCAAGGUUUUCCCCGAGCCACAGUAUCACCGAGCCGCCGUUCCCCUGUCGCAGAGGCAGUACGGAAUGCGGCCGGCGCGCGGGGCCGGCAGCAGUGUGGAGAACCUGCUGGCGGCGUACGAGGCGAAGGAGAUGGUGUGCCCGUCCUGCCACCGCUUCUUCCUGGGGGUGUCGGCCCUGCAGCAGCACGUGCGCGUGGCGCACGACGGCCGCGUCGGCCCGCCCCCGCUCAAAAAGUCGAGGGCGUCAGUAGCCGGGUCUUCGGUCUCUAAGCGCCCCGGCGGGUCCAUUGGCUGGCCGGUGACGUCCGGCACGGGAGUGGCGGGUGCCGGCAGCGGCUCGUCAGAGUCUGGUGCGGCCGCCGCUGCCUCGGCGCUGGGCACGUCCGCCGACUCGCCGCGCAGGCUGGCCUGCCCGCACUGCCGUGAACUGCUGGCAGGGAAGGACGCGUUGGCUGCCCACGUCGCGGAGGAACACCCGGCCAGCAUGACGACGACCGGUUCCGCCGCGUCGACGACGCCGCUGGGCUGCAGCGACGAGGCGGAAGGGCUGAAGACGCACAUCUCGACGGCUCUCGGCGGUCUGCUGGACCGAGCACUCAACAACCUAUUGGAGAGAGGACUCAGCCCAGGUGCCUCUGCCCACCUCCCCAGCCUCAACCAGCCGACGCUGAGCCUGCUGCAGAAGCUGACGGCACGCCGCCCCGCGACGUCGUCCGCGUCCGGAUCGUCGACGACAACCGGCCGACCGGCCCCCGUAUACAACACGGAGCUGGCCAAGGAGAUGCGACGGCAGAUUUCUAAGCCGCGCCCCACGGGACUGGCGCUGCUGCGUGCGACCUCGAGUGCCGUCGGCAUGUCCGACUCGCACCCCUACGUCUGUUUCUAUUGCGAGAGCCGGUUCGAGCAGCAGAGCACUCGCAACAGACACAUGGUGCGCACGCACAAGAACGAGAUGAUCUGCUCCAAGUCGAAGCAGGCAGAGCCCGAGAACGAUCCGGAUGAUGCGUCUGGUGGUGAAGACUCUGACCACAGUUGGCGUGAACCGAGCCCCACCAACUGGACAUCCGAGACACCUGGCGGAGACAUGGGAGGUGAUGGUGAUUUCCUAUGUUCAGAUUGCGGCAUCAACUUCGGCACGCCACAGGAAGUACUGGCGCACCGCAAAGCGGAGCACAGCCGGCCCGAGCCCCCGCCGCAGGAGUCGUCACCCGCACAGGGCAGGGGCCGUAACGGCCGCGGCAGGGGAGGCGGUGCGUCGGGCCGGGCCGCGCCCGUGUCGCCGCCCGACGGGGAGACUAUAAAGCGGCAGGCGAUGGCGGCGCUGCGCGAACUGGGUGCGCAGAGCCGGCGGGGCGGGGGCCGCGGAGCCUCGCAGGCCAAGUGGGGCAUGCGGUUCCCGCUGGCUCCGGCAUCUGGCACGGAGGGUGCUGUCAAGAUGGAGAAGGGGGCCGCCUUCAGCCUGCCACUGGUCCGCAAGGCAAGCGGCCCGGGCCCGAGAUUCGCUUCCCUGGAGAGGAAGCGCGGAAAGAAGGCGGGAGCCGGCAGCGGGGGCGACGAAGCGUCACCCGGUCCGUCGCCGGCGCGGCUCGACGUGUACGAGUUCGCCGACGAGGAGACGUUGGCCGAGCGACCGGAGCUGCAGAGGCGGCCGGCAGGGGGGGCCGCCGUCGCCACUCCGGACACCACCGCGGGUGCCGCUUCCACAGCCGAGCUGGCCGAGGAGAAGGAGAACGGUGCGAAAAGUGUCGAGCAGACCACUGUGUCGGAGCUCUCGAAAGAGGAUGCAGUUCCCCGGUCGGAGACGGCGGGAGGGGAUGCCGUCGAGGGUGACCGGCCCUCCACCGGGAGACCCCAGCGGCGCGAGAGGCGGCGGAAGUCGUGUGCAGACUUCCCUUCCGACCUCAGUGACGUACUGGACGAGUCAGACAGUGACGGCGAGCCCCGGUCCACUCCGGUCGCCCGCACCUCUGCCGCGCCCAGGGGAGGUAGGCGGCCGAGGCGGGGAGCCGGUAGGGGGGGGCCCGGGAGGGGCGGAGCCGGCUCUGCGAGACGGCGCGGGAGAGGGCGCGGAGGCGGCGGGGGGAGGAGGCCGGCACACACGGCUCUUGCCGUUACCGGAGCUGCCCCGCCCGCGCCGGUCGCAGUCUCGGCGAGCAGCGACGACGACGAGGGCGACGGCCCGGCCCUCCCGCCGGCCAAGGUGCCGUGCAGAGCGACGACGCCCGACGACUCCAGCCAGAGCUCCUGUGACGUGAAAGGAGCGGCGGCCGGCCCCGUGGGUGCCGCGGCCAGGAGGCGCCGACGCCGUGCCAAGUCGGAUCUGCUCAUCUCGGUGUUCCGGGCCAAGGCCCGCCACGUGUCAGUUUCGGCAGCGGCCGGAGCCGACAGCUCGGAGGACGGCACUGCGUCCGGCGGUGUGGAGCCGCCUGUCUGAUAAGCGGCCACUGGGCGUAUACCUCCUGCAUCCUCUGUCAUAUCUACGGCAGUGUAAACUGGCUUCCCUGCUACGGCCCCAGUUGACGCCAGAUGCUGUCGACGUUGCUCUCGAGACAUUAGUGCUUCGAAGUGGUGACAUUUCUGUCAGAUGUUGAAAACGCCAUAGUCCUUUCGUGAUAGUAUGAUAUUGUGUUACGGAUGGGGAAAGACAAUAAGAGCAUGUACUAAAUUCUCUCCUGACCCUCAGUCUGUGUGUGACCGAGUAACAGUACAAUAACUUUUGACCAGGUCACAUUGCGUCGGUGACACGGUAGACCUCGGCAGUACUUGCUGCUCGUAUAGUGCGGACGAUCGGGAUACCUACUGCAGAGACACACUCGAACCACUGCCAGUUUUUUUGUCGUAGUCAUCGUGUGCUCGUAGAUACUCUCGUAUCCCUUUUAGUAACUUUAUAGGUUCUCGACGGGACCUGUUUGUGAAUGGCAAAUUUCACGCCCCUCUAUUUUGUGUCAGUUUCAAGUAUGCCACUUCUUCCCUGUGCAUCUCUGCAACCGAAUUAAAUUAAUUCUUCCAAAAGGGUUAAUGUAACAGAAAUUACUGCAUCCGCUCCAAGUGUCCAUUGUAACUGACUGUAGAGGUAUGUGAAAUUUGUGUUUACUCAUGUGCCGUGCGACCUUAGCGCUUGUUACAUUUUAGUGUCAAUUUGUUAUGUUGUUCACAGUUGCUCAGGUUCAGUUGACGGUGACAGUUCAGUGCAGUUCAAGAAAUUUUGGACUUUUGGAGAGGUAUUUCAGAAGUGAAAAGUGAAAGAGUAGUGCAGAUACAGUGACUGGUUUUGUACCUUGUAUGUGGAAGAUGAGAGCAGAACGUGUGGACCUGCUAUCGAAACUGCCAAUAUAGUGCCUUUUUUUCCCGGCUUCAGGUGGAAGCAAUUUCGUGUACACAUUGUAAUAGCAGAAACUGGUAUUGCGAUCGAUUUAUUGCUCGUGAAGUGUGUCUGAAUGUGUGAUGUGUGUCUCUCUGUAUAUUCCACAAAUUGAAAAUGUCCAGUUACGUGAUCUCUUAGUUUUUUUAGGGUUGUGCGUUGUUUGCAUGUUGCAGGAUGGUUCUUUUGUUUUGUACCGUAUCGGUUUGUGUUCGAGUGUAUUGUUUCGGUAUUGUUAUAUUUUUUACUUUAUUCUGUUCCUUGCAUGUGUUUCUCUGGGCACUGAGACGUGUGCACAAUCUUUCCUACCUUGUCUCCAGUCGUUUACUACACGAUAUAUUGAAUUGCCUGAAAAAAUUUCGCACUGCCGUUCGACAGAAUAUAGUGAAACUGUACGUCUCUGUGGCCAUUCUUAACAUGGAUAAAUUACAUGGGAGACCCGAGAGAGAUCGUGUGCUGCUCCGGUUUGCACUUUAGGUAAUCGACUCUGCCUGAAAUUUGUCUGCCGCACACGUCAGUCGCCCGGGGUCGCAGGAAGCCGGCGGUUCCGUCCCUGUCUGCCAGAUUUUUCAUCUCGUGCAGUGACUUUGCAUCGGUACUAGAACAAUGUACGGCAGCGAGCUACGUGCCAGAGUACUCUGUUGCCAGCUGUUGAAAAAUUAUGUCGCGUGGCCCCUUUUACGUCGAGUCUGAUUAAUGUGGAAAGUGAAAUUGAUCCGAAUUGGUGGCACCACUUUCUGGCUGGGGGCGGAAUCUGCGGGGUUCUGGGGUGCUUUUUGUAGUCGUCCUUUGUGCUGAACAGCAUUCUCAAAUGAAGCCAAAUUCCUCUAUGUAAAAGAUGUCUAUAUGAUGUAUAUUUAGGUAUAUGUUAUAGAGUAAAAAGAUUUAGUACAAUUUAUACUAUUAUUCACUGAUGGAAUUUCAGUACAUUAUGUACAUAUAUAUAAAUACAUACAUAUAAAAGGAAAACAUAUAUAUAAUAUUGAAAAUUUGAAAUAAAUGACGGAGCCUAUAUAUAUACAUAUGUGUAAAUUAAUAAAGAGUGUUAGUGCAUCUUCCA